AGUGUGAAAGGAAUCAAUAUCCAUUCCUCUGCAAGAAAAAAGUGUUUGAAACCGCCACGACUCCAUCAAUAUCAUCUCCAACCUAACAACCCCUUCCAAAAUUACCAACUCUAAUCUUCCUUCCUAAAAGUCUGCGACGCGUCUUUUCCCUUUCCCUUUCCCUCCCUUUUCACUUCACCAACUACCUAUUCCUCAAAAUCCCACCCUCGAACAAAAAAAAACACCCACACCCACAACUCCGAACCUCACCCAAAUGGAGGUUAAACGACGCGCCGUUCGCACCCUCGUCUCGAAGCUAAGCUCCGUGUCCGAACGCACCCGAAUCGACGCACUCUGCGAGCUUCGUCUCAUGUCCAAGCAGGAACCGGAAACCCGACCCAUGAUUGCCGAAUCCGGAGCUAUCCCAUACCUCGCUGAAACCCUCUAUUCCUCUUCUCAUCCUUCACAGGAAAACGCCGCUGCAACACUUCUCAACCUCUCUAUAACAGAAAAGGAGCCCAUUAUGUCCACGCGCGGCGUCCUCGACGCAAUCGCACACGUCAUCUCGAACCAUAACUCUAGCUCUUCCCCCGCCGCCGUGCAGUCUUCCGCCGCCGCCAUCCACAGCUUACUCUCCUCCGUCGAUGAUUACCGUCCUGUUGUCGGUUCCAAGCGCGAGAUUGUCUACGCGCUUGUUGAUAUCCUCCGGUGCCACGUGUCGUCUCCGCCGCGGACGAUUAAGGACGCGCUUAAGGCUCUGUUUGCAAUCGCGCUCCACCCGCUCAACCGCGCUACGAUGGUGAAUUUUGGUGCGGUUCCUGCGCUGUUUUCGCUGGUGGUGAAGGACGGGAGGGUGGGGAUCGUGGAGGAUGCUACGGCGGUGAUCGCGCAGGUGGCCGGGUGCGAGGAGAGCGUCGAGGCGUUCCGGAAGGGGUCCGGAUUCGGCGUACUCGCGGAUCUCCUCGACCUGGCUACCGGAUCCAGCUUGCGGACCAAGGAGAAUGCGGUGUCGGCGCUGCUGAAUUUGGUCCGGUGCGGCGGAGAUAGGGUGGCCGGGGAGGUUAGGGACGUGGUGGCUUUUGGUGCGUUGGAUGGGAUUGCUGACGUGGAAGAUCAUGGAAGCGGGAAGGGGAAGAUCAAGGCCACGGAAUUGUUGAAGGUCAUGCUCGGUGAUGAUCGGGGAAGCAAUGGCAAUGAAUCUAUGUUGAGUAGAGGUUCAUCGUAUGAUUUUCCAGAUUCUGAAUGAGUUUGCUUUGAUUUUAUUAUUCGUUUUUGUUCUUUGCCCAAUUUAGUUUUAGGGUGGUGUACAAAUUAGGUUUUUAUUUCGUGCUAUUGUUGUUGUUGUUGGUGCUAUUGUCGUUAUUCUAUUGAUUAUGUUAUGAUAUGAGCAAUAUCAUGAUAUCUUGUACAUUCUGACAGAAAGAA
This is a messenger RNA of Gastrolobium bilobum, 1404 nucleotides long. Its product is annotated as U-box domain-containing protein 4. The transcript has a single exon. NCBI's taxonomy places the organism in Eukaryota, Viridiplantae, Streptophyta, Magnoliopsida, Fabales, Fabaceae. The coding region runs from base 254 to 1225 and encodes 323 amino acids. Gene Ontology annotation, cellular component: cytoplasm; nucleus. The record is from RefSeq and is a predicted model, not a curated record. Gene Ontology annotation, molecular function: protein binding.